Messenger RNA from Yarrowia lipolytica CLIB122, 1620 nucleotides. RefSeq lists its product as uncharacterized. NCBI's taxonomy places the organism in Eukaryota, Fungi, Ascomycota, Dipodascomycetes, Dipodascales. The record is from RefSeq and is a predicted model, not a curated record.
AUGACCGACUACGAGGCCCGAAAAACCUACAUUGCCCGACGAGACGAGUCAAUGCGGCUGGUUGACCAGGUCUUCGACAGCCCAUUCAAAGUCGCCGAUCUCAAGGUCCCCGACGAGAUUCCGCUUGAUGCUAAACCUCUCUUCCUGUCGCUGGUAAGCGAUGAUGACCGCAAAAUCCUUCAGAUCCCACCCAUGGAGCUGUUGGAGAAACUCAAGAGUGGCACUCUCAAGGCAGUCCCAGUAGCAGGCGUCUUUUGCAGAGCCGCAGUCGUGGCCCAGAAACUCGUCAACUGCUGCACCGAGUUCCUCCCCGACCUCGCACUCAUGUACGCUAAAAAAGCCGAUGAGUACAUGGAGAAGAAUGGCAAACCUAUGGGUCCCUUCCACGGUUUCCCCUUGUCCAUCAAAGAGCUGUAUGCCCUGGAGGGCAGGGCUGCUCACUGGGAGAACCCCGACCUCAUCAACAACAUGCAGACCGACAACGCAGUACUGGUCAACGGUCUUCUCGAGCUGGGAUGUGUGCCAUUUUGCAGAACCACCGCGCCUCAGUUUCUCAUGUCUAUCGAGUCCUUCUCUCCCAUGCACGGACUUACUACAAACCCUCACAACACCAGCUUGUCCUCUGGAGGCUCUUCCGCUGGCGAGGGUGCCAUGAUUGCCAUUGGAGCGUCUCAUCUCGGUCUGGGGUCCGACAUUGGAGGCUCCAUUCGAGUGCCUGCGGCCUGCUGUGGCAUCUAUGGCUACAGACCUACAAACGGACGAGUGCCUAUUACUGGUGCAGACUCCCUGACACCAGGUUACAACGCCAUUGCCGGUGUCGUAGGUCCCAUGGCAUCCUCGGCAGAUCUUAUCACUCUCUUUAUGGAGUCUAUCGAGAGCCUGGAGCUCUGGAAACGAGAUACCUUUGCCGAGCGGUCUGCCUGGGUGCCUGUCAACCCCAAGGAGGUCACUGUAGGCUAUCUUCUCGACGAUGGACACGUCAAGCCCCACCCCCCAGUUGAGAGAGCCAUUAAGGAGUUCAUUUCCAAAAUGGAAAAGGCCCAGCUUCCGUUCACUGUCAAGUUCAAGCCCUUCACCCCCAUGCAACACGAAGAGGCCUGGAAGAUAAUCACAGGUCUUUACUUCCCCGACGGUGGUCAGUUUUUAAAAGACGCUCUCACCAAUUCGGGCGAGAAGGCCACUGACCAGACCAAGAUGAUCGCCCUCGAAAACCCCAACUGUGUUGAGCACUCGGUGAAGUCUCUGUACGCCGCGCAGGACGUCAGAAACAAAUACAAGACAGCAUACCAGAAGCACUGGAAGGACCAGGGAGUGGACGUGGUGAUCAUGCCCACAGUUCCAUCAGCUGCCAUUGUGCCAAACACAACAAAGUACUGGGGAUACACUUGUGUGUGGAAUUUGCUUGACUACCCUGCUACAAUCAUGCCCAUUGGUAAGGUGCAGGAGAGUGAUAAGAAGGACGAGAGUUAUACUCCCCGUAACGAUCUCGACAAGGCCCACCAGGAUCUGUAUUCUCCAGAGACUUACGCUAAUGCUCCUGUGGGUCUCCAGAUCGUCACUCCUCGAUGGAAUGAUGAGUUGGCUCUCAAGAUGAUGGAGGUGUUCUCUCAUGCUAUGUGA